Molecule: messenger RNA, 3140 nt
Organism: Tachysurus fulvidraco (yellow catfish)
Lineage: Eukaryota; Metazoa; Chordata; Actinopteri; Siluriformes; Bagridae
Gene: cdh19
Product: cadherin 19, type 2
Exons: 12
Coding region: 240-2591 (783 amino acids)
Biological process (GO): calcium-dependent cell-cell adhesion; multicellular organism development; homophilic cell-cell adhesion
Cellular component (GO): catenin complex; plasma membrane; adherens junction
Molecular function (GO): cadherin binding; calcium ion binding
Source: RefSeq, a predicted model, not a curated record
AUGGUAGCAUGGCAUAACGAAAAAGGGAGGAGAAAGAAAGAGCUGGUUAUUUUGAGCAAAAUCUCCAUUGGCCGUUAAUCGUACUAUAUAUUUUGUCAGGCUGUUUUUCUAGCAGUUCUAGAUCAGUUAAAAACAAGAAGAAUAGAGCAUUCAUGCAGGAUCCCAUGGCCAUUCUAACAUACUAAUCGACCACACAGUUCUGACCUCAUCAUCUGGAAAAAGAGAGAGAGAGACAACCAAUGAGUGGCUGUUCUGUUUUUCUUGUGAUCAUCAUGAUCUCCUUCAUACCUGGGUCAGUGGGGAGUGAUCAAAGACUGUCUAGACAAAGAAUAAGUGACAGCCAACUCACUGAAGACCAUCGUGGAUUUAGAGUCAAACGUGGCUGGAUCUGGAAUCAACUGUCAGUUGAGGAAGAAGAUCCAACUCCAAAAAUAAUUGGUCAGCUGAAAUCAACCUACGACACAGGAGACUUUGCCAUCAGCUAUAUCCUUUCUGGAGAAGGAGCAGAAGAUAUCUUUAAUAUUGAUGAGUUCAGUGGUGAAAUUCAUGUUCAUAAGAGCUUGGACAGGGAAAAGAAGGCAUUCUAUGUACUCCAUGCUGAAGCUAUUGACCGCAGAACUGGCCAGCCAGUGGAGCCUGAGUCAGAGUUCAUCAUCAAAGUCCAGGAUAUCAAUGACAAUGGUCCUCAUUUCAUAAAUGAACCCUACACUUCCAGUAUCCCUGAGAUGAGUCCAAUUGGGACUACAGUGUUUCAAGUGACAGCCAUAGAUGCAGACGACCCCAUGUUUGGAAAUAAUGCCAAACUUAUCUAUUCCAUUCUGCAAGGAGAGCCGUAUUUCUCAGUGGAGCCAAAGACAGGCACCAUAGUUACAUCCUGGCCAAACAUUGAUAGAGAAGCAAGUGAGAAGUAUUUUGUUGUAAUUCAAGUGAAAGACAUGCUUGGAAAUACUGGAGGCUACAGUGCUACAACAACAGUGACCAUCACCCUAAUUGAUGUGAAUGAUAAUGGGCCUACCUUUCAACAUAACCUGUACACGUUUGCCAUUCUGGAAUCAGCACCAGUUGGCACCGCAGUUGGUAGGGUCAUGGCAAAAGAUGCUGAUGUUGGCAUAAAUGCUAGGAUGAACUACACUUUAGAUGACCUGGAGGAAAGCGGCACUUUUAGGGUCCAGACAGACCCUGCCACAGAGGAGGGUAUAGUAAUACUGAACAGACCUUUAGAUUAUGAGCACAAGAGGCGCUUUGUGAUUGCCAUAGAGGCCAUAAAUUCAUUUGUGGACACGCGCUUCCUAAGCAUCGAUGAAUUUCGGGACAGAACAAUGCUCAAAAUUUUGGUGAUGGAUGUUGAUGAGCCACCUGUCUUUUCUGCACCUUUCUAUGAAUGGAAAGUUCUAGAGAAUGCAUUGGUUGGUACAUUGGUUGGCACAAUAUAUGCCAGAGAUGCAGAUGCUGCUAAUAACCCUAUCAGCUUUUCCAUAUCCAAUAACUUUGAGUUGGAGAAUGCCUUCAGGAUUGACGCCAACAAUGGAACUGUGUUUCUGGUCAAGCCUUUAGAUCGAGAGACUGCAGCAUGGCAAAAUAUUACUGUUAUUGCUAAAGAAACAAAUAAAAAUCAGCUAUCCUCAGUUUCUGUGGUCAUUCAAGUCUUAGAUGUCAAUGACAACAUACCCACUUUGUCUAGGGACUACAAGCCUUAUGUGUGUGAGGGAGCACAGGCAGGAGAAGUCAUCCAGGUUAUAAGUGCUGUGGAUGCAGAUGAUCCAGCAGAAGGUCAUCAUUUUUAUUUUUCCAUGGUGGCAGAUAAAAUCAUUAACCCAAACUUCACCAUCAGGGACAACCAAGACAACACAGCAGGCAUUUUGACCCGUCGUAGCACAUUUACACGUCAUGAUCAUAUACUUUAUCAGCUCAAUGUGGUCAUAACAGACAGUGGCUCUCCUGCUCUCUCCAGCACUGCCACUCUUACCAUCAGUGUUUGUGUAUGCCAGUUUAGAGGGCACUGCCAAUCUAGUGGAACGAAAGCACUGGCCAUUUCUAUGGGUUUCAACAUGCAGGCCCUUCUAGGCCUCUCAUUAUGCUUCAUCAUUGUAAUAGUGCUUGCGAUACUAAUGGUAGCUGUGUGGAGACACAGGACAGUACAACAGCAGAAACCUGUCAUGGAGGAGCUUGACACAGAGGAGUACUCAAGGAAAAUCAUACAUUAUGUAGAGAGUGAAGGUAUUCCAGAUGUACACAACCAGAUUCCACUAAGAACACGUACACCCUUCCGCAAGAAUACAUUUUGUAGAGAGGAACUGGUACCAAGUGUACAUCUGUCUCUAUGUCACUCUCACCUUAUUGAGCCAGAUGAUGAAGUCUUCCGCCUGUUUAUGAUAGAUCGGCUGGCUGAGGCUGAUCAGGAUACCUGUGUCCCUCCCUACGACUGCUUGCACUAUUAUGUCUUUGAGGGUACUGGAUCACUUGCAGGCUCCCUUAGUUCAUUGGAAUCCUCAAACUUUGACCCUUAUUUAUAUCAACCAUAUGACCCUGGCCUAGGGUUUUUGAGACUGUCUCGCUGGCAAGGUGCUAGUGAUUAUGAUACAGCAUUCUGAACUGAAGAGAAAUAAAGGAACACUGGUAACAAUGGUGUUGGAUUUACUUAAAAUAUACAUGCAACAUUUUUGCGUCAGACUUUUUAAGUAAAUUCAACUUGAGGCAAUAUUAUGUGUUUUCUUAUGUAUGCAUGUUCGCUCAACAUUCUUAACUUAAAAAAUAUCUAACAUCCACUGGAUUUUCUGGUUAACUUCAAGUUGUGUCAACAAUAUUUAAGAUCUUUAUAUAUCUAUAUAUAAAAAUGUAUAAUUCAUUGAGAUGAUCAACAUACAAUUUUAAUUUAUUUUAGAUCCAGAAUAGAAUAAAUCUGUUCUGCCUACUGGUCUGCACUAUACCAGACCAUUUAGUGUCUUAAAAUAAACAUAAUAUACAAGCACAUAAUAAAUCAUUUAUUUUUGUACAGAAUAAAUUGAGAAACAACUAGAAACAAUAUGUAUCACUUCAUUUACAGGUUUGCAAACAUUUAAAAAAAAAAAAAAAAAAGCAUUUUGUCAUUUGUUUUGUUUUGUAAAAGACUGCUAUACUUCUCUGCAAAAUAAAAAAGCCUG